Hemicordylus capensis (graceful crag lizard) is the source of this 6349-nucleotide messenger RNA. It is a transcript of the gene CHORDC1, whose product is annotated as cysteine and histidine rich domain containing 1. The record is from RefSeq and is a predicted model, not a curated record. The transcript is spliced from 11 exons. NCBI's taxonomy places the organism in Eukaryota, Metazoa, Chordata, Lepidosauria, Squamata, Cordylidae. Bases 183 to 1187 code for a protein of 334 amino acids.
GCCUCGGGCCCGAAGCUUCGUGAACCUUCCCGACCGCUCCGCGCUCGGCUCUUUCCGGAGCGGGGAGGGGGCGGAGCCUCCCCGCUGCGCUUCCUCUCGCGCCCUCUUUUCCUGUCAAGAAGCGGCUCCUUCGCCGGUUGCUCCGUCAGUGGUUUCCCUCAGGCGGGACUGGCUUCGUUUCCAUGGCUCAGCUGUGCUACAACCGGGGCUGCGGGCAGCGCUUCGACCCCGAGGCCAACACAGAGGAGUCGUGUACGUAUCACCCAGGAGUACCAGUCUUCCAUGAUGCUCUCAAAGGCUGGUCAUGCUGUAAGAGGCGAACCACAGACUUCUCGGACUUCUUAAGUAUUGUGGGUUGUACAAAAGGCUUCCAUAAUAGUGAGAAGCCCCCUGAACCUGUCAAACCUGAAGUUAAAACUACCUCUGAGAGAAAGGAGCUCGCUGACCUGAAACCCAGAUUUCAGGAACACAUAAUUCAAGCACCAAAGCCAGUGGAAGCAAUUCAGAGGCCAAGCCCAGAUGAGCCGAUGACACUCUUACAGCUGAAAGUAUCUGCUUCCUUGAAACAAGCAUUGGACAAGCUAAAACUGUCAUCGGAAAAUGAAAUUAAAAAAGAGGAGGAUAGUGAUGAAAUAAAGAUUGGGACUAUCUGUAAAAAUGCAGGCUGUGUGAAGACAUUUGAGGGAUCACAUAGCAUGGAAGAAACCUGUACAUACCACUCAGGUGUGCCUAUAUUCCACGAAGGGAUGAAGUACUGGAGUUGUUGUAGGAGGAAAACAUCCGACUUUGAAACUUUCUUGGCUCAACAGGGUUGUACAACUGGCACACAUUUAUGGGUUAAGAAGGAUACUGGGAAAAAGGUAGUUCCAUGCAGGCACGAUUGGCAUCAGACUGGAGGUGAAGUAACCAUUUCGAUCUAUGCUAAGAACUCAGUUCCUGAACUCAGCCACGUGGAAGCAAAUAGCACAUUGUUGAACAUCCAUGUUGUAUUUGAAGGUGAUAAGGAGUUUAAACAGAAUCUGAUUUUAUGGGGGGUGAUUGAUGUGAAAAGGAGUUAUGUAACUAUGACAGCUACAAAGAUAGAGCUCACUAUGAAGAAAGCUGAGCCCAUGUUGUGGGCUGGCUUGGAACUCCCAGCAUCCAAAGUACAACAGAAACAGCAGCAAGAAAUGGCAGAGCAAGCUUGAAAUCUGAGACACCAGUGGUUGCCAACAGUGAAGUGGUGACUUGCUGUUGUAACAUGAAUUGAUUUUAUACGGUUUUUUAAAAAAUAAAAUUUGCAUCCCAGCCUGGGUGCAGUGUUAGGCUUUUCAGUAGUGCACUAGUUCACUUGUUUUGCUUUGUCGAAUCCCAUCUGUAGGGAUGUGCACAAAUCACACUUUGAGCACUUUGGGGGAAAUUUGUUUGAGAACUGUAAAGCACCCAUGCAUGCACAGGGGCUUAUUGGGAUGUGCGCCACCCCAGCAGGAAACUGAAUGGUGCCGGCAGAGAGCAGCUAAGGCCCUGCUCUCCUUUUUCUUAAAGUUCCCAAACAAAUUUCCCCAAAGGUGCUCGAACUGCAAUUCGUGCACAUCCCUACUCCGCUGUGCUACAAUUGCACAUGGCAGCAUUAUGAACUUCAGAUUCUGUUCAAUCUGCUGGUUUUAAGGAAGGCAUGUGGAUGCCAUUAGUCUAGGUUAGGCACACUUGCAAGGAAGCUGAUUGUCUGUAGCAUUUUGUAAGCAUUUUGUUCCCCUCUCAUGCUCACCUGUCAUAUUAUCCCUUUCUUAGCUCUCUAUUUUUCGGUUUACUUCUGCCACUUCAUGCUGGAAUUUCAAAUUCUUGUUGGAGUGCUGAAUGCCAAAGCACUGGCUUGGAAUAAGAAUAUGAAUCAAGCAAAUACAUACAUAGCCAAUACCUGUACUGCGAACGCUGAGUCUGGUGCAGAGUCUUGCGUGCUGGUGCACAGUCUUAUUUGGUUUGGGGACUAGGGAUCUUGCCCUUAAAUAUUUCAAGACUCUGCAAUGUUUUUGUGAAAAUACAACCAUUAAUUGCAAUGCAACUUAAGUAGUAGCUCUGAUCAUGUGGAGAAACUGGUAUUCAGUUAUUGUAGACACAAGCUUUAAUUUUUGCUUUAAUGUACAUGGUGUUCUUUUUGCUAGGGGGGAGACAAAAAAGUCAGGCCAACUAAUAAAGCUAGGCCCAUCCAGGAAGCUCUUUGGUUUAGCUAACUGAUAGUGCAAUCCUAUGCAUGGUUACUUGGAAGUAGAUCCCACUACUUUCAAUGGGAUGUGUUUAGAAUUGCAGCCUUGAGUAUGUUUUCCCCCAGAACUAAACUUUGGAGCUGUUCAGUAAUCAGUUGCCCAUCUCCAAAUCCUUGGUUCCUGCCUCAUAUCCAAGCUUCAGCAGCUCUGUUUUCAGGAUGCUCUGUCCUUUUCUCUUCCCUUUCUAAUGUACUUGGACUUUGGAUUUAGCAUGCACCCUGUUAAUCUUCCUACAAACUGAGUUCUAAAAGGCCUUUCAGACAUGUGUCCCAGCCUACUAAGCGAUGCUUUUCCGCAAGUCCCAUUGACAUAACCGAGGACCAUGCAAGAGCACUGCAAUAGUUAUGAGGGCUAUGCAGGAACAAUUUAGUGAGUUGCAUCAUCAGCUAUUUGCAAUACAAACACAACUCCAAGAAGGAAUCCAGACAAUGUCUCUCAUUUUCAGAGCAGACUAUGUCCAUUCAAUAAUAAGGCAAGCAUUACCUUUGUGAUAUAUCCCUGCAUAUGCCUUGAAGUGGGAACCUUUUAUAGUAGUAUGCCAAUUAAACAAUAAAAUUAAAAAUAGGGGAUGAAGCAAGUACAAGUAAAUGGAUAACCAAAAACAAUAGUUGAAUAUUGACAGAUGGUAAAAACCAGUGAUCUCUCUCCCAAUGCUCAAGACUGGGAUUUGGGGAUCUUUAAUCAUCUCUUGUUGCAACUUCUUUCACAGCCUUGUGUGACCUGGAUCCUCAUAUUCUCUUAUUGCUCACCCGGAGUCUUUUUGCUUAGUUCUGGAAGAGGCUGGAUUCUUUCAGUCUGCUCUUCCAGUGUUGGCUCAUUUACAUCAGCAUAAGCCUGAGUCAUCACUCUUACUCAGGGCCUGUCCCCUUAAACCUGAAAGCAGAAAGUAACCAAGAAAGUUCCUCAUUCCUUUCUCUGAUGUGGUUCUGGCCAGAGUGCCUGACUCAUUGCCUGUGUUUAACUGGCGCAACAGCUGUCCAGGUCUUGUCCUUCCCUGUCUGGAAGCCUUAAAGGCUUUUGUUUGAAUGGAAAGUGCUACCUGAAUUGCAAAUGUGGCUAUGGGGGCAGUAGAAACCCCUUAGCAUGCAUGAAAACAUUUCAACUAGUUCUUAUUACAACUUAUCUCAGCAAGUUGGUAAAUGCAGCACAUGGGGCUAGAUGGUGUACAGGUGGCCCUCAUUUUCUGCAGGGGUUCAGUUCCCACCAAUUUCCACAGAUAACGGAACCAUAGGUAAUGAGACCUUAAGUCAAUGGCAAUUGGGGGGUUAGGUUCCUGGAGAGCAAAAAAAGCAAUAAAAAGGUAGAAACUGGAGAAACAAUGCACCAUGCCAUGCUCUGCAGGUCUCCACCUGUCCAGCAGUGUCCCCCCCAAACCCCAAUGUGGCUGACUUUCCACAAAAUCACAGAAUUAUUAUUAUUAUUAUUUUUAAAUUUGGAGUCACAAAAUAGCUCCGUUUAACAAAAUGGCCAGAAAUGAUCUCCAUGGUCAGUUCUGGCCAUCCUGAAACCAUGAAUAGGCAAAUUUCUACAAUUCUUAAAGCACCUUUACCGAGGUCAGAUCUCCGUUGUCUGACUGCAGAUAUGUGAAACCACGCAUGUUGGGACCAUGGGUGAGAAGGGCCACCUGUAUUUUCUCAGUUGCCACUCAAAACAGAGGCAACUGAUCUAGAUGUUGCUGACUGGUGUGAGCCUUUGCCUUUGGCAAGAACCUGAUUUAAUCAAAGAAAAAGGCAAAACUUUGGGCCAUCUGAAUCUUACUGCAGUCACUAAAUGGCAGGAAAUAAUUGCUCAUGGUCAUAGUACUGUUCCUUUGGUACUGAAUUGUUUUGACGAAAAAUAUUGAUCCUGUAUAAAUGGGAACAUUGGGCUCAGCCAUAUAAGCCAUUAAGGUGGUUCUCAUGACUGGCUCUACCCAGGCACAGGCAGCCCUACCUGGGUAGAGGUGGUUGUGAGAAGUGCUGGGAUCAGUCCCGAUUCCUGCACUCUGCAGCCAGGUAGUCUGAGGUUUUUUUCCUGGGCUAAUAGUGGGGUAGAAGGAUGUGAGCAUGCUAUUCUACACCACUUCCCAGCUGUGUGCAUGUUUGGGCUGCCUUCAGCCUGAGCAUCCACAGAACCAGGCGGCAAGAGUGCCUAGCAGUGAGGAAAUGCCUCAAUGCACUCCGCUCCUGGAGCAGUGCAUUGUGGGGUGCCAGAGGACUUCUUCCUCCAGCUCCUGGCUCUGCUUCAAGCAAAAGAGCUUAGAAGACUAUGGUUAUGUUCAGGGAGCCUGCCUCCCCAGCUUUGAGAAGAUAGGUUGUUUGAAUGACCUUGCAGUGCCAAGACGACUUUCUCCCUGUUUUAUAUGUAGCGCCUGCCAAUACACCAGUUUCUGGUUCUAUUCGGCCACCACCAUAUUGCCGAGAUAAUAUUUCUUCAAAAUGAGACCCAUGUAAGCCAAAGUCAGCUGUGGCCUCAAAUUAUUUUGAUGGGUUCAAAAGGCGGAUUCCUUUGACUUCUCAGUGCAGCAUCUUUACAUGGACUGGACAUCUGUACAGUGAAGGGAGACUGGAGAUAAACAGUUGUGCAUGAAGUACAAUAAAGUUUAGAUUGGCUUAGACUGGCCGUUUCUGCUUAUAAUAUUCUUUUGUUCCUAGUAAGAAGUCAGCUUCCUUGCAAUGUAUUAAGCUAAUUGCCCCGUUUUAACAAUGUGUCUUCCCCCCCCUCCCAGCACUGGCACAUUAUCCUACCAUACUCCUUCAGUAGCCUAUGAACGAGCUACCACUUUGUUCAGAGGCCUACAAGUGACAGUCAGGUCAUUUACACGGCCAUUGGGGGGGAAGGCAGGUUCCUACCUACCUCCCCUACCCCACCCCGAUCGUUUCAGCUCUGCAUGCUGCCACGUGCACACGAAUGGCGCUGCAGCAAGCAGUGCACUGAUCUACAGGCCAGGGGAAGGAUGCCCAGCCUCCUGAUAUUCCACAAUGCAUCGAGUGAGCAGCAAUUCCUGAAGCUGGGUUAUCCCCCUCCCCCCGGCCAUCAUUUUAAUGGCUGCUGGCAGCCUGUGUGCUCACAUGACCAGGCAAGGUAGGAGGGUGCAUGUGUGCCCUUCAGCCUCGAUUUUAGCCUGGGUACAAAACCCAGACUACCCGGUGGAAUAGCACCGGGGAUCAGGACCAAUCCUGGUGGUUCUCAUGAUCAGCCCUUCCUGGAUAGGGUUGGUCAUGAGAAUGACCUCAGUAGCAGCAGCUGCUGUCAAAGCUGACAAUUUAAGGGACCCCCUUUCUAGCCCUCUCGCAUCUGCUGCUACUUUAUUUACCCACCCACUUACUCACCUUUGGUAGUGUUUGGCUUUUAAAAGUUAAGAGACAAAGUUGCAGAAUGUUUCUCUCUUAGAAGAAUCCAUCUGCUGUUGCAGGAUAAACGAGUAGGUGAUACUGUUGCAGGUUCUGCAUAAGCACCUGUAGUUCAGGGCUGCGCAGCCUCCAAGUGGGCUACCUUACCUGGCCUCUCGGCUGUACUUGACUCAACAAGUUGCUUGUUGUAUGGCACUAUCAGACAGUUGCUGAUGCAGUUACCCAGAGUCCUGACAACAGGUAGUGGUUGGUUCGUAGGCCAACCAAUUUUGAGCAAAAUCUUUCAUUUUUACAUUCGCAUGGCCUCCUUUCCCAGCACAGAUUUAUCAUGUAAUGUAAAGGACACUCAUAUGCAUCCCAGUUCCCCAAAUAUUCAUACUGGGCUUUUAUGUUCACGCUCCUUGUUGUUGGAGGUGUUACAUCAGCAAGUCACCACUUCCGUAAUCAGUACUGUUAGUUGUUUUGCCUUGAAAAGAAUUCAAUUUCUGCUGUGUAAUAAUGCACUUCUUUGCUUUAAAUAUAGCAUGGGAAUUAAAAAUUCAAUAGCAGUUGACUUGAGGUUUUCCAUAUUGCAACCACAAAUUUCAUUUGUAUAUGAUAACAUGAAAAAAAAAUAGGUGUCUGGAACACUAGAUUUUUUCAAUUAACAGUUUUUUUUCAGUGUUUUCCCUUUGCAUGAGUGUCUGUUUUAAAUUUUGUUGAUAAAGAAUGUUUCUUAGCGGUCUCAUGCCUUCAGACCUUUUUCUAAGUUUAUGGAAUAAAUGGUUAACUCUG